AUGAACAGUAUACCACCGCAAUUCCUUAUGCAGAUAAUGCAAGUGAUGCAGCAAAUGUCGGAACGUUUAAGUACACCGCCAGAAACGAAAAUACGUAUUAAUGACAUUUACUUACCAUCUUUUGACCCCGACACUAUGUGGGAAGAACAUGUUUAUGACUCUUCAAAAGACAUCUCGGAGUUUUUAUCACGUGCUUGGGUCUUAUGGAGAAGAAUCACCAAGGACAAACUAUCAAAUGAAGAUGCAGUUGAAGCAGUGAUUGGUUGUGUAAACGAUGAAAGACUUAGGAUCGAGCUACUGAACACGCGGGCCACAACGGUACCGGAGCUGAUAUCUGUUGCAUCAUCUAUAAGAACAAUGAAGCGUGCUCACCCGAAUUCAAAUAGUGUGAACACAAGUAAACGACCACGAUUUUCAAACGCAACUCCAUCGACUUUACCCUGCCGUAUCUGUAAAAGAUCUAAUUCCACUACUAGCGAAUGUUAUUAUAAGCCUACUGAAUCCAAACCUGAACAAAGGAACAAAACUAAAACCGAAAACAACAACAAGGAAGUAACCUCCAACCAGAACAAUAAAACAACAAUCUGUUCAUUUGCAAAAUACCAGGGCACUCUUUUGAAACCUGCUUCAAACGCGAACGUUCAU
This is a messenger RNA of Brenthis ino (lesser marbled fritillary), 645 nucleotides long. The record is from the annotation of a GenBank genome assembly. Lineage: Eukaryota; Metazoa; Arthropoda; Insecta; Lepidoptera; Nymphalidae.